AUGGAUACUCACAGGAAGGGGAAGCAGGCUAUCUGGAUGAAACCUGAUGUGGUGUGGACUUAUGGUGCUUCUAUUUUAACUGGCUGGCACCCUCCCACCACUGCUGAUGUCACUGUGGAGACAGUGCCACCUGAAGUGGCUGAUGGAGACAAUGUCCUUAUACUUAUUGAUGGUCUGCCGAAGAAUAUUAUAGGCUUAGCCUGGUACAAAGGAGUAAAUAAUUUGAGUCUUAUAAUUGCAGUAUAUUCAUUGACAUAUGAUAUAAGUGUGGAAGGGCCUGUAUACAGUGGGAGAGAGACAAUAUACCGCAACGGGUCCUUGUUGAUCCAAAAUGUUACCCGGAAAGACACAGGAUUUUAUACCAUACGAACCAUAAAUAGAAAUGGAGAAUUUGUAUCAAAAACAACCAUGCACCUCCAGGUGUACAGCUCCUUUUGGGUCUGUGAACGCCCUUCCAUCUUUGCCAAGUUUUCUGUUGAUCCAGUCCCACCAAGUGUUGCAGAAGGGGAAAAUGUUAUGCUACUGGUUCACGCCCUCCCACAGAAACUUCUAGCGUUUUUCUGGUACAAAGGGGUGCUUUUGUCAGAGGACAAUGAGGUGGCCCGAUACAGGAUAGACACAAAAUCAAGUGCUCAGGGACCUGCACAUAGUGGUAGAGAGAUGGUGUACAGCAAUGGAUCUCUGCUGCUUCAGAAACUCACCUGGAAGGAUAUUGGAUUCUACACCCUGAAAACUCUGACUACAGAUCUGAAGAAUGAAGUACUACAUGUGCAACUUGAAGUGGACAACUCACGUUAUACUCAAUGUUACCAUCGCACCCGUGCUCCAGUCAUGAUUGAGCGAGUGCCUCAGAAUGUUGCUGUAGGGGAAAACGUUCUGCUCCUGGUGCAUAAUGCACCAGAUCUUCAAACAUUUUCUUGGUACAAAUCAGUGGAAAGAAUAGAUAAGUUUAAAAUUGUAGAAUACAACAGGGCCAUGAAUUCCACCACCUGGGGUCCUGAGGAAACCAUAAGAGAAAAGGUGUACACUAAUGGAUCCAUGCUGCUUAACUGUGUCACUGAGAAAGAUGCAGGAUUCUACACACUACAAACUUUAAGCAGAGAUCUCAAAAUUGAAGUAACACGUGUGCUACUCCAUGUAUACAAGCCUGUGACAAAUCCUUUCAUACAAGUCACCAACAAUGUAGUCACAGUUCAGAGCUCUGUGGUCUUCACUUGCUACUCACCAGACGCUAGGAUCUCCAUCCAUUGGUUCUUCAAUGAUCAGACUCUGCAGCUCACAGAGAGGAUGAAACUCUCCCCUACAAAGUGCAGACUCACCAUAGAUCCUGUCAUGAUAGAAGAUGCUGGAGUCUAUCGGUGUGAGACCUCCAAUCUAGUGAGUUCCAAGAGAAGUAUGCCAGUCAGCCUGAUGGCAAUGUCUUUGGUGUUUCCCUGCAAGGGGUGUGCCCCCUGGCUGUAUCUCCUACUUAUUGCCUCCCUUUUAACCUGCUGGCACCUGCCUACCACUGCCCAAAUCACCACUACCCAAAUCACCACUGCUGAAAUCACCAUUGAAUCAGUGCCAUCCCAAGUGAUUGAAGGAGAAAACAUCCUUAUAUAUGUCAAGAAUAUGCCAGGGAAUCAUGUACCCUUUGCCUGGUUCAAAGGGAUGGGGAAUAUGAGCCGCAGAAUUGCACUCUAUGCAGUGAAUGCUGAAGGACGUGUUAUGGAGCCUGUACACAGCGGCAGAGAGACAAUCUACAGCAAUGGAUCUCUGCAGAUCAGCAAAGUCACCCAGAAAGACACAGGAUUCUACACACUACAACUCAUAAAUAGACAAGGAGAAAUUGUAUCGAAUAUAUCCACAUACCUUCAUGUGUAUUCCUCCCUUUGGAUGUGUGGACACCCUCCCACCUCUCUGCAGCUCAGUAUUGAAUUAGUACCUCCCAGUGUUGCUAAAGGAAGAAGUAUUCUUCUACUCAUUCACAAUCUCCCAAAGAAUCUUCAAACCCUUUUCUGGUACAAAGGGGUGAUUGCUGUGAAGAAAUUUGAGGUUGCCCGACACAUAAUAGCCACAAAUUCUAGUGUGUCAGGGCCUGCACACAGUGGUCGAGAAACACUGUAUAGCAAUGGAUCCCUACUGCUCCAGAGUGUUACCCUGAGUGAUACUGGAUUCUACACUCUACGAACUCUGAGUACAGAUCUGAAAGCUGAAGUAGCACAUGUGCAACUCCAUGUGGACGACUUCCUUUCUACCUUCUGUAAACAUCUCACCAGAAUCAUGAUUGAAUCAGUGCCUCAGAAUGUUGCUGUAGGAAAAGACGUUCUUCUCUUAGUUCAUAAUUUGCCAGAAGACUUUGUAGCACUUUUCUGGUACAAAUCGAUGUAUAGGACAGAGAUAUUUAAAAUUGCAGAAUACAGCCAAGCCAUGGAUUCCACCAUCUUGGGGCCUGCAUACAGCGGAAGAGAACUGUUGUACGCCAAUGGAUCCCUGCAGAUCCUGGAUGUCACUGAAAAAGAUGCAGGAGUGUACAUGCUGGAAAUUUUAAACAGAGGCCUCAAAAUUAAAAAAUCACACGUGCAACUCCAUGUAAAUAGCCAACUUUUGAGUGGAAAUCGCCCUCCCACCUCUGCCCAGCUCAGUAUUAAAUCAGUUCCUCCAAGUGUUGCUGAAGGGGGGAGUGUUCUUCUACUCAUUCACAAUCUCCCAAAGAAUUCUCACACCCUUUUCUGGUACAAAGGGAUGAUUGCUGUGAAGAACUUUGAGAUUGUCCAACGCAUAAUAGCUGCAAGUUUUAAUGUGCCAGGGCCUGCACACAGUGGUAGAGAGACAGUGUACAACAAUGGGUCUCUGCUGCUUCGGGGUGUUACCCUGAAUGAUACUGGAUUCUACACUCUACAAAUUCUGAGAACAGAUCUGAAAGCUGAAGUAGCACAUGUGCAACUCCACAUGGACGCCCCAUUUUCUCCUCACUGUAACCGUCUCAUCUCUGUCCAAGUCAAGAUCAAACCAGUACCACGGAAUGUUGCUGUAGGAAAAGAUGUUCUUCUCCUAGUUCGUAAUCUUCCAAAAGACUUUCAAGAAUUUUUCUGGUACAAAUCGGUAUAUAGGACAGAUUUGUUUAAAAUUGCAGAAUACAUCAGAGCUACGGAUUCCACCAUUUGGGGACUUGCACACAGUGGAAGAGAGAUGGUAUACACAAGUGGAUCCCUGCUGAUCAAAGAGGUCACUGAGGAAGAUGCAGGAUUGUACAUGUUAGAAAUUUUAAACAGAAACUUCAAAAUUGAAAAAGCAUAUGUGCAACUCCAUGUAAAUAAGCCUGUGACAGAGCCCUUCGUGAGAGUCACCGACACUGCAGUCACAGUACAGAGCUCAGUAGUCUUCACUUGCUUCUCCCCCGACCAUGGAAUCUCCAUCCAGUGGUUCUUCAAUAAUCAGAGUCUGCAGCUCACAGAGAGGAUGACACUGUCUCCAACAAAGUGCCAGCUCAGCAUAGAUCCCACAAGGAUGGAGGAUGCUGGAGAUUAUCAGUGUGAGGUCUCCAAUCCAGUUAGUUCACAAACCAGUAUGCCAGUCAGCUUGGUUGUAAUGGAUGUGUAG
This is a messenger RNA of Acomys russatus (golden spiny mouse), 3582 nucleotides long. RefSeq names its product carcinoembryonic antigen-related cell adhesion molecule 3-like. NCBI's taxonomy places the organism in Eukaryota, Metazoa, Chordata, Mammalia, Rodentia, Muridae. Gene Ontology annotation, cellular component: external side of plasma membrane. Gene Ontology annotation, biological process: T cell activation. The coding region runs from base 1 to 3582 and encodes 1193 amino acids. The record is from RefSeq and is a predicted model, not a curated record. The transcript is spliced from 12 exons.